CACUAGUCAGCCAAGUAAUGACGUGGAAGUAAGUAGAUACUUGGUGCUCACGUUGUGUAAACGAAACUCUUUUUUCUCAUCUUUAUAGAAGGUGAUUAUAUUCAACCCCUUUUUUUUUUAUCCAAGAGAUAGUACUCCAAUUAAAGUACAUAUCAAAUAUAUUUCUGUAAAUUCUACUCCUGUACAAAAUUUCAUUAAACAUAAGUGUCAUACUUAAGAAAUGUUCCCUAUAAAUGAUUAUCUGGAAGAGUAUCUGAGUACCAUACAAUUUUUGAAAUGCUCUUUAAAAUUAUCGUCGUAAGCGGCGCUACCGUCUACAUCUUGUAAUGGCGUUAAAGUUUUCCGUAGUGAGAUUUGUGAGGAGUUCGCGUAGAAGAGAACAGUAAUUUCAUUCGUUUUUUGUUUUCACGCAUUGAUUGUCCUGCAUGAACGGUGACGAGGGGUAGUGAUGACCUCGUACACAUUUUCGCAGAAGUCAUUAAAUCCUGUGCCACCGGAGAAGGGCAGUUUUCCUCUCGAUCAUGAGGGUUUUUGCAAGGAGCCCAUGCUCAAGUAUAUGCGUUGCUUGUUCGAGAAUAAGAACGACAAUACAUUGUGCAGAAGCUUAGCAAAGGAAUACCUUGGUUGCCGAAUGGAUAAUGAAUUGAUGACAAAAGAAGACUGGGUCUCUCUCGGAUACGCUGACCAGGUCAAGGAGACAUAACAGCAGCAGUUUAUUACUAAUCAAUCCCCUUAUCGAAGUUUUUAUCGAUCGACCAGCAUUUACGAACUUUUUGUCGAGUCAUUUUUAUUUUAUUUGGGAAAAAAACGAAUCUACAGGUUCUAGAAUAUAUAUAAAAUUUUCAGAUAAUAAUAAUAUAUGUAUAUAUAAUAUAUAUAUACAUAUAUAUAAAUAUAUAUAUACGCAUAUAAGUGCUUAUACGAAAAUAUUGGCCAGCAAUGCAUUAAUGUUUCCAAAGAAGUGAAUUUCUUUUAGUAUAUAGUCAUACUGAAGUGACAAAUAAUAAAGUGCAGUGAAAAAACUUCAAAGCCAUCUACUCAGUACUUAAAACUGCCUGUUACAUAGAGACAAUAGCAUGUUUGUCAAAUAGAUUUAAGAAGAUAAAUUGUUGUCAAACUUAGAGCUCUGUUACUUAUAGUUCUGUGUUGAUUCAGCUAAUCAAGGUAUUUCAAAUCAGACGGCCUAAUAUAUUAUAAAAUACUUUUUGUUGUAUUCGGAUGGACCAGGCCUAUUCCAUAUUGUUCUUUAGUAUUAUUAAUACCGUAGAAGUGCGGUUCAAACAGUGAAAAAAUAAACAGAUAACAAUUUACUUGAAGAAAAACAAUAAAGUUCAAUCUAUUAA
This is a messenger RNA of Nomia melanderi (Alkali bee), 1343 nucleotides long. Its product is annotated as cytochrome c oxidase assembly protein COX19. NCBI's taxonomy places the organism in Eukaryota, Metazoa, Arthropoda, Insecta, Hymenoptera, Halictidae. Gene Ontology annotation, cellular component: mitochondrial intermembrane space. The record is from RefSeq and is a predicted model, not a curated record. Gene Ontology annotation, biological process: mitochondrial respiratory chain complex IV assembly.